This is a messenger RNA of Psylliodes chrysocephalus, 706 nucleotides long. NCBI's taxonomy places the organism in Eukaryota, Metazoa, Arthropoda, Insecta, Coleoptera, Chrysomelidae. The record is from the annotation of a GenBank genome assembly.
ACUGGUGUUUGUUAUGAAAAGAAUGUCAAAAUAAAUUUUAUUAAAACUUUUUAAUUUGAACUUUGAGUUGAAUAAUUUAGAUAACUGAAAUUAAUGUUCUGUUUAAUAAUGAUAGUUUAAAACAAGUUUUCACUGUUGUCAUGUUUUAGAAAUAUUUCCUUAUUCGCCAUUCAUUUACAUUACGAUUUUUCAGAAAUAUUUUAAAUUGAAGAUGGCACAUAGUAAUUGUAUUUUCUGUAAAAUCUUAACUCGUGAAGCUCCAGCAACAAUAUUAUUUGAAAACGAUGAAAUUAUAGUAUUUGCAGACAUCAAACCAGCUGCCAAACAUCACUUCUUGGUUGUACCAAAAAAUCAUAUACCUAGCAUUAACUCUUUAGUUUCUCAAGAAGAUAAAUUGUUAAUUGAAAGAAUGGUACAAAUUGGUAAAAAGGUUCUAGAAGAUAAUGGAGGUGAUGUAAAUGAUGUAAGACUAGGAUUUCAUUGCCCUCCUUUUAAUUCAAUAAGUCAUCUUCACCUCCAUGUAAUAUCACCUGCAUCAGAAAUGGGAUUUUUCAGUAGAUUGGUAUUUAAACCAAACACCUAUUGGUUUCAAUGUGUGGAUGAUACUUUGACACGGUUGAAUAAUAAAUUAUAAGCUUAUUUUGUCAAUUACAUGACGUUUUUAUUAAAUUUUUAAAUUGUAAUGUGAAUAUUCUAAAAAAAUGAU